AUGGCUCUUGAAUACCAAGAUAUUUGGGCCAACUACAUCAACGUACACUUGCACCCCAACCUCAAAAGUAACCAGAACGAAGAGAAGCUAGAGCCGACACUACUGGCCGGGGAAGUCAACAAGAUAUGGAACAAGUACGGAAGGCUGAAGAUGGGCGGGUUUCGUUUCUGA
Messenger RNA from Alternaria arborescens, 171 nucleotides. RefSeq lists its product as hypothetical. The transcript has a single exon. The coding region runs from base 1 to 171 and encodes 56 amino acids. NCBI's taxonomy places the organism in Eukaryota, Fungi, Ascomycota, Dothideomycetes, Pleosporales, Pleosporaceae. The record is from RefSeq and is a predicted model, not a curated record.